AUGGCGACGCAGCAGGACGAGGGCGGCGUGCCCUUCUCCGUCGCCCACGCGCUGCAGCACUUCCGCCUGCUCGAGCUGCCGCCUGACCUGGCUGCGCUGAUUGACGCGCCCCGUCCCCCGCUCCUGUCCAUCAAGUCGCAGGCCCCCGCCGCCUCAGGCACGCCCAACCCGAGGCCUGCAUAUGCCGUGUUCUGCACCCCGACCACCACUUUCCACCUACGCCAGGUACAAACGUCGAACGUCCUCUUCGUCACCCAGCCUGCCUGCGAGCACCAUGGCAACGAGAUUCCCACCCGUGCCACCUGCGCCGUGGCCUCGUGCACCGCGACCCUCGAGCUCUAUCCGUCCGAUGCGUCUGCCGUGACGCUCCUGCAGGAAGCACUGCCUGUCUACGACAUUGUCGAGAACGACGUUGACGCGACACCCAACGCCAAGACCAGGGACAACAUUUUCGAGCACAUCCCGUUGUCAGAGGGACAGUGUGUGGCAGCAUGGCGCGAGCUGAUGGCCUUUGAGCACGAGGGAAGCUCCUACCGGCCGUCUGCAUACGCGCUCAACCAGGUCUGGCGCUCAAUAAACAGCGCCGCCUUCGCAGAGGGCUUCAAGCUCGACAGCCAGUACCUGGUGGACGACGUUUCCAAGGCCGCGGCUGAGGAAGGACAUCCCCCAAGCUUGGCAGAAGCUAUACUGAGACACCUCGCCAGAGAAGACGCGGACGCGAACAGCUCAUGGUCGUGUCUCGAUCGCACAAAAACAGUAGCCUUCACCGGCAGGAUCCUGCUCGAGGCCAAACACGGCACCAGCGACUUCCUCAUCGCCGACUUCACAGACACAUGGGAGGACCGACUGCCCGAAGCAUGGCGCAAAGACGCCCAACUAGCCGCCAUUGAAGGCGUAUACGAAUUCCCCACCAACAGCACCAUAAAACUAAAAAGCCACUCCGCCACCCUCCCCACCAUCGUCAACACCGUCACAGCAGCAAAGUCCUCAGCACGAAAAUGGCACGAGAAAUUCGGCAAAACCCGCAAAAAAUAA
Dothidotthia symphoricarpi CBS 119687 is the source of this 1035-nucleotide messenger RNA. RefSeq lists its product as uncharacterized. Gene Ontology annotation, cellular component: nucleus; Ctf18 RFC-like complex; chromosome, centromeric region. Gene Ontology annotation, biological process: mitotic sister chromatid cohesion; maintenance of mitotic sister chromatid cohesion. The transcript is spliced from 2 exons. NCBI's taxonomy places the organism in Eukaryota, Fungi, Ascomycota, Dothideomycetes, Pleosporales, Dothidotthiaceae. Bases 1 to 1035 code for a protein of 344 amino acids. The record is from RefSeq and is a predicted model, not a curated record.